AUGCUGCUGCAUACAUCCACCACCGACAGCAUCCCUAAGAGCCCUUUGCCAGAACGAGCUUCUGUAUGCCGCUGUGCUCAUGCCCAUGGAGCUCCACUUCGUGCAUUGACUGGCAAGCAGCUGGGUGCUGUAAAUGUCGAGCUCCCGUGGCUUGACCCUGAGCAGAAACUUCGCAGCUGCCGAUCAAGUGUGCUUCCUGUCCAACCCUCAGAAUCUGGACAUCGCAACUCGCAACCAUGCUGUCCAGAUCUGUCCAGUAUCGCAACAUCGCCUUUCCAUGUCGACUUGCAGAGCAUGCCAGCACACGGCAGCAUGAUCAUGGUUGCAACAGAAAACACUCCAAUUCACACGCGCCUGUGGUGCGUUUUUGAAGCCCACAUGGCUCAGGGCCAUCGCAUUCCGAUUACCUUGGUUGGCUGUCCAGCUAGCCUCGCCGCUGACUGCUCUGCAGUGGUUCGCCGCAUUGAGGCCGAAGCCAGCUUUGCGGUCCAGGCAGACAAUUUUGUUGCCGGUGCUCCGCCUGAUGCUUGUGACAGCUGCUGUCCCUCCCUGAAAGGGCGGCGUGAGGCCGCUUGGGCAGCGCAGGAAGAGAAGUGGCGUCGAAGCACUCCAGAGCAACUGUGUGCUCAACUGGUGGCAUUUUGCGCCAUGAUGAUUUGCAUGAGCGGCGUGGUGAUCGGAGUGCUUGUGUGGGCGGCAACCUGCGCCAAGGUCUCGGUUCACCAAGGCCAGCGACAGAGCCAUGAUGACAUGGGCGAAACCCCCGCAUCUUGUGAGGACUUUAUCCUAAUUGUCCCUCAGCUGCGAAGACUAGCUCAGGGAGUCUUUGCGAGGGUUUCAAUUGAGUUUAACGAGUGCAUUUAG
Symbiodinium natans is the source of this 864-nucleotide messenger RNA. The record is from the annotation of a GenBank genome assembly. Lineage: Eukaryota; Dinophyceae; Suessiales; Symbiodiniaceae.